Phragmites australis (common reed) is the source of this 3557-nucleotide messenger RNA. Its product is annotated as disease resistance protein RGA5-like. The record is from RefSeq and is a predicted model, not a curated record. The transcript is spliced from 5 exons. Gene Ontology annotation, molecular function: ADP binding. The coding region runs from base 273 to 3245 and encodes 990 amino acids. NCBI's taxonomy places the organism in Eukaryota, Viridiplantae, Streptophyta, Magnoliopsida, Poales, Poaceae. Gene Ontology annotation, biological process: defense response to other organism.
GUCGUUUUCAUGCCCCCUCUCUCCGCUGGAUUUGAGCCUCCCCAUCUCACCAUUGCCAGGCACCUCUCCUAGCUCGCCGGAGCCGCAGGCUACACAACGAGACAGGAUCCGCUUCUUUCAGAGUCCGGAGGUCCAGCGAGACGGGUCCUCAUGGCCUCCGCGCGUCCGGGUGGCUCCCUCGCGACCUUGAGUUCUACGCUCUCUCAACUACAGACGCUGAAGAGACCGUUCCUCGGCGGUUCCGCUUAAGGGAGCUCAUUGGUAGCAUAACAAUGGAGGUUGUCGUCGGUGCUUCCACGGGGGUGAUGAAACCGCUCUUGUCCAAGCUCACCAGGCUGCUGGAGGAAGAGUACGACAAGCUCAGAGGUGUGAGCAAGCAGAUCAGGUUCUUGAGAGACGAGCUGAGCUCCAUGAGUAUCACGCUCCAGAUGCUCGCUGAUGCAGAGGAUCUCAGCGAUCUCAUGAAAGAUUGGAGGGACAAGUUACGCGAGCUGGUCUAUGAUAUUGAGGAUUGUGUGGAUGCCUUCAUGGUUCGUGUUGACCAUGAUGGACCCAAGGGCUUCAAGGGAUUCGCUCGCAAGCUGAAGAAACUGUUAGCACGCCAUGAGAUCGCCAAUAAAAUUGAAGAACUCAAAAGCCGUGUAAUGGAGGUAAGCGAGAGGCACAAGAGGUAUAGUCUUGUUGAGCAGGUGCAUGCAUCAAUGAGGUAUAGUCAUGUCGAGCAGGCAUCAAACUCUUGCACCAUUUUCAUUGACUCCCGACUGCCAGCGCUCUAUGAGGAGAUAGACAAGCUCGUGGGCAUUGAUGGUCCUAAGAAACAUAUCAUUGAGCGGUUAUCCAUAGGGAUCGAUGGUUAUUCCACGGAACUUAAAGUGAUAUCAAUUGCUGGUUGUGGAGGUCUUGGCAAGACAACUCUUGCAAACCAAGUCUACCACACCAUUAAAGACCAGUUUCAGUGUGCAGCUUUUGUAUCGGUAUCUCGAACUCCUGAUAUAAGAAAGAUUCUUAGAGACAUUGCUAGAGGAGUGGGGAUCACCGACAACAUAUUGGAUGAUGACGUGCAACAACUCAUUAAUAAACUUAGAGAACACCUCCAGGAUAAAAGGUACUUCAUUGUAAUUGAUGAUGUAUGGGUUGAAAAAGAUUGGGAAAUUAUCAGGCUUGCAUUAUUGGAUAAUAAUUGUGGGAGCAGAGUGAUCACUACGACGCGUAGUAUUCCAGUUGCAACAUGUUGUUCUUCUCAAGGCGGAUACUUUUAUCAAAUGGAGCCUCUUAGCUUAGAUGACUCCAAAAGGUUGUUUUUUAAAAGAGCAUUUGAUUCUGAGAAUUCAUGCAAUCCUCAUUUGGAAGAUGUUCCAGAUAGAAUAUUAAGAAAAUGUGGUGGUCUACCGUUGGCAAUUAUUACUGUAUCUAGCAUGUUAAGCAAUGAGCAUGCAAGAGUAGAAUGGGAUCGGGUAUUAAAUGCUAUUGGUUCUGCACUUGCAAAUAAUCCUGAUGCUGAGAAGAUGACGAGUAUUUUAUCUCUGAGUUACUAUGAUCUUCCUCACCAUCUAAGAACUUGUUUGUUGUAUCUGAGUGUAUUCCCAGGAUAUCAUUGGAUAGAGAAAAAGUGCUUAAUAAAUAGAUGGAUUGCUGAAGGGUUCGUUCAUGAGGAACAAGAGCGCAGUGCAUAUGAAAUUGGUGAAUGUUAUUUUAAUGAUCUCAUCAAUAGAAGCAUGAUCCAACCUGGUCGCGUAAAGUAUGGUCAGGCGAAGGAAUGUCGAGUUCAUGACAUCAUUCUUGACUACAUCAAAUGCAAGGCUGCGGAGGAGAAUUUUGUAACCACAUUAGAUGCUGCGGAGCGUGGAUACACUUCAGAAUACAAGGUUCGUAGGCUUUGUGUCAACAACCCCAAUGAAGAAAAUGUUACAAUAUGUGCAGACCUGAUUCUGUCUAAUGUUCGGUCGUUUACUAUAUUUGGGUACCCCAUGCAAUCCUCUUUGUUGGCUUUCACGUCUCUUCGUUUGCUGGAUCUAGGAAAUUGCACGGGCAUGAAAGACCAUCAUCUUGUAAAUAUUGAAAUGAUGUUUCAUCUGAAGUACUUACGUCUCCGCUCAAUAACUAAGCUCCCUGAGAAAAUUGGGGAACUGCAAUAUCUACUAACACUGGAUGUACGAGGCACCAGCAUUGAAGAACUGCCUCCAGCUAUCACAAAGCUUCAACGACUGGCCCAUUUAUAUGUUGAUCGGGACACUAAAUUUCCAGAGGGAAUGAUUGGACAGAUGCGCAACUUGGAAGAGCUAAGGCAGUAUGGAGUCAAAUCCGAGGAACAAGGGAAGGCCCUGAAAGAAUUCAGUAAACUAACCAAGCUGAGGACAUUAAAAAUUAGAUGGAAUUUUGAUUUUCCAGAUGGCUCAGAUGGAUUAAGCCAAGCUGAGGGCAUUCACAGUUAUGCGGGAACUUUAUUAUCUUCAUGCAACCUUCAUAAUCUAUAUCUCUCGGACUCCUUAGAAAUGUACACGAUGCUCCCGAACUCCUUAGAAACGUACCCGCUGUCGUUGGAUUCAUGGCACCCUGCUGCUCCCUGUAGCCUCCGGAAGCUUUGCCUGAAAUACUUUCACAUCUACAAGGUGCCAAAUUGGAUGGGCUCAUUUGGAAAUCUCGGGGUGCUAAAAUUGUAUAUCAUGUGUUUGAGACCAGAAGAUGUUGAGAUCCUUGGAGCAAUACCCAGUUUGCUUUUUCUCAAACUAAGCACUCACGGAGGCACCAAUGGAAGGAUUAUUGUCCAUGAAAGCAAUGGAUUCAGAAGUCUGAAAUAUUUCUUCCUAUGCAUCGAUAACUGUGGGACCGCACUGGAGUUUGAAGUGGGAUCGAUGCCAAAGCUUGAGCACGUCAAGCUUGAGUUCUGUGUGCAUAAGAUGGAGUGCCUGAAUGGUGCUUCUAAUUUCGGCAUCCAGCACCUCUCCGCUCUCAGCAAGGUUGAGGUCAUUAUUCGAGGCAACAGCAGGUAUGACAGUGACUAUGAUGAUGGCACCAUCAAAUGUGUUACAAGCGCCAUUAAAACUGCCGUCGAGACACUUCCCAACCACCCCACUAUCAGAACAGAUUACAUAUAUCCGUGUGUUCAUUUCAAGUUCCAUUUGAACCGGUUGAAUCAAGAGCUGGAGGGGGCGUUAAGCGAGUGGCUCAAAAUUUGGCAGAUUGAAGAGGAGCAGACAGAGCAUGCAACGGAUGGAGAGACUGCACAAAAGGAUGAGACUGAUUAAGAUGAAGAAGAGGAGCAGCAAGAGAACAACAGUAGCAGCAACUAGAACGCCAUAUGAGUUGCUGCUACCCUUCCAUGGUACUAUGCUUUGAAUUGUGAUGUGAAGACAGCAUGACUUUUGAAUUGUACCCUUCCAUGGUCCGAGAACAGAGGUUGACCUUUUUGUAUUUCUGCUACUAUGCUUUGGCGUGGUUUUUGUUGCUUGUAAUAAGUACCUACCAAUAAAACCUGGAGGUGACUAAUAUUUGUUCCUCUUCCUAAUCAGAUUUUCACGAUUCAAUUAACUAAUCUAUGCUUCUAUGAUUCUAUGAUA